UGUUGUUUUGGAUUGGUAAUAUUGAUAGUCGAUACGUCGACGCCUCUUUGAACCGGGGAAGGUCCUGAAUUGACCUUUUCGUAGAUUGGCUUGUUUUAUAAAUACGUGUGAGACGUACGAUGCAUUGCUUGGGCUGAGCGUUUUGGAAUUAGCGAAAAAAUCUGGUGUUACAAAGUAACACACUCUAAUCAGUGCAAUAUUUUAUUCUAAGUGGAACAGUUAUUUGGUAUAGUGCAGUGUGAAUGUCAUAACAAACGAGAGAUGCCAAGUUUGUCCCCUGGAUUGUUAGCAAUCACUGGGAUUCGAGUUGAGAUGCCUCGCCGCUACCAAAGGAAAACGAAUCGAGGGAGUUGGUCCCAGGAGAACCUCACCCUUUCAAAAGAGGCUAUUGCUAGUGGAGUUUCUAUCAAACGUGCUUUCACGACUUUUGGAAUACCCAGGUCUAUAUUACAUGAUCACGUUUUUCAGAAGGUGGUAAGCUCGAAACUAGGACCAAGAAAGACCCUAUUUACGGUGGAGCAGAAAGCGGAGAUCAUGCAGCACCUACUUGACCUAGAAAACCGAUUUUAUGGCAUCGCGAAGAUUGACGUACGGAAGCUAGCUUUUGAGCUUGCUGGAAGAAAUGGAAUCGCUUGUUCGUAAGUUGUUUUUUAUGAAUUGAACUACUGAUGUAAAUUUAAU
Toxorhynchites rutilus septentrionalis is the source of this 681-nucleotide messenger RNA. RefSeq lists its product as uncharacterized. Bases 262 to 642 code for a protein of 126 amino acids. Lineage: Eukaryota; Metazoa; Arthropoda; Insecta; Diptera; Culicidae. The transcript has 3 exons. The record is from RefSeq and is a predicted model, not a curated record.